Messenger RNA from Strongylus vulgaris, 339 nucleotides. The record is from the annotation of a GenBank genome assembly. NCBI's taxonomy places the organism in Eukaryota, Metazoa, Nematoda, Chromadorea, Rhabditida, Strongylidae.
AUGAUUGGAGACGUGAAUUUAUUUAUACAACCGGAAGAUGGUGCCGGUGAGCUUGAAAUUAUGAUAGCCGUAGAGAACGCCCGUAGUCGAGGAGCUGGCACUGAAGCUGCCUCGCUUAUGAUAUCCUAUGCCCUUAAAGAACUGAAGACUAAGAAAUUCUUCGUAAAAGUAACAGACGAUAAUCAAGCUAGCUUGCAUUUGUUUGAAAAUAAGCUGAAAUUCGCUCGCAUUUCUCAUAGUGAUGCAUUUGGAGAGUAUACCUUGGAACUACCUGCAUCAGAGACAAAUUCAUUUAGUAAUUUAAUGGAUCGAGCUAAGUUAUUUCCAUACAGAGAAUAA